AGAGCUCCCGUUAUCAUGCCUCUUGUCUUCCCUGCCUGUUGUUCGCUUCCAUAACCUUUAAAUACGCCAGUCACCCUAAUAUACUUCUAUCCACAAACUAUUUUCUGGUACUCCAAAUUUUGAAUGUAUUCUGUACUCGUGACGUUUGUCUUAUUAUCUUUCAAGCUAUGCCUUGUUCUUGUGGAUCACGUAUAUAGUAUUAGGUCCUGGCUCAGCAAUGAUGGACGGCCUGACUUCGAUCACUACGUUUCCACCAAGAUUUUACCUGCAGAGCACAUCCCUACCAAUCACACCAAGAAACGAAUUAUUGCUGUCGGUGACAUACACGGCAUGCACCACUCGUUUCACUCUCUAUUAAAUCAAGUAUCAUACGACCCAAACCACGAUACACUGGUACAUCUAGGAGACCUUGCCAUUCGGUCGCCCUUAUCCGACUCUCUAGCCGUGCUCUCUUUCUUGGAAAGCAACAACAUUAUGGGCGUCAGGGGCAACAAUGAUCACAAAAUUAUCCGGUGGCGAGCCUGGAUUGACUGGAUUUCACAGCUUCCAGAUGGGAAGGAAUGGUUGGCUGACGUAGAUGACAAGCUAUUUAGGAUGGGCGACGACCCCGAUUUUAACUUCAAGCGGUGGUUGAAGCACAAGAAGAGCAACAAGAAGUGGCUGAAGAAGAUUCCAGACGGAUGGAAAAUGAACAGCGAUCACUUCAAGGUCGCUCGUGCGAUGUCGCAAGACCACUAUGAAUACCUCGCGUCGCUCCCUCUUGUACUCCAUGCCCCCAUAGCGCACACUUUCUUCGUACACGCAGGUUUAUUGGCUUAUGACGUCACCCGCAGUCCAGCACAUCCCGACCAACCUCUUUCUCAUAUCCCCGCACUUCCUCACAUUCGGGCGAAUGUGUCCCUUCUUAGGGACUUGCAAGAGAAGGCUCUUUUGCAUGAUAUCCCGCAGAACAGAGACCCGUGGGUUCUUAUGAACAUGAGGAAGAUCAAGAAGGGCGGCAGAAUUUCCAGGGGUCACACCAAAGGCCUACCGUGGUCCAACUCAUAUAAUGAUGUUAUGAACCGCUGUUCUGGGUUUGUUGGCACCAGUCUGAAUUCCGUCGUUAUCAACUCGGAUAACAAGUUUGAGUCACCCGAUGACGAUACCGAUCAGCUUCCUUGCUAUCCAGCGAUGGUAGUGUAUGGACAUGCAGCGAGCACAGGCUUGGAUGUGAAAAGGUGGUCCAUUGGAUUAGACACGGGUUGCGUUUACGAACGGGAAUUGACAGCCGUUAUCCUCGACUGGAAAUCUUUCCAGUCAUCGCCCUCGUCAGACAUAACGGCUGACGAGAAUGACUUGGGGACCUCGUCAUCUCGUAUCGCCUAUGGCGACCAUGGACAGGCUCAGAUUGUCAGCGUGCCGUGUCGUUCUUCGUGAUUGCCUCACAAGAUAUACAUCGUUUUGUUACUCUACAGCUCAACUGCAAUAAAACAAUAAAACUAGUCGAGAUCGAUA
Serpula lacrymans var. lacrymans S7.9 is the source of this 1494-nucleotide messenger RNA. RefSeq lists its product as uncharacterized. Lineage: Eukaryota; Fungi; Basidiomycota; Agaricomycetes; Boletales; Serpulaceae. Gene Ontology annotation, biological process: polyphosphate catabolic process. The record is from RefSeq and is a predicted model, not a curated record. Gene Ontology annotation, cellular component: cytoplasm. The coding region runs from base 124 to 1416 and encodes 430 amino acids. Gene Ontology annotation, molecular function: endopolyphosphatase activity; phosphatase activity. The transcript has 5 exons.